AUGGUCGCUACCGAAAUGUUACAAUCAAUGCCGAAUCCUAUGGGAUUGCUUCCGCCACCUCAAGUUCCGGCGAUGAACAACAUGAUUGCCAUGUCCAACGGAAUGCUCAUAAACGCUGCCAUGCCUCCCGCGAUGAUGAUGAUACCAGUGCCUUUACAUCCCGCCAUGGAACACCCUCAAGCAUACAUGAAUGGAGCGCAGGAGUUGCCACGACAAGGGCGCAACAAUUACUCCCAGCCAAAGCAUGCCAAUCAUGAGCAGAACAAGUCAAUGUUCAAUGCUAAGAUUGCAAUGGAAAUGAGCGAUGAAGACGUGUUGAAUGCUACUUCUCCCAUGUUGACGAGGAUUCUCGUUGAAAUGCUCAGAGAUGGAGAAAAUGGCAGGGCUAGAGCAUGGCAGUUUUUUGAACGCCUUUGUAGACAGAAGAAAGCCGAUGUCUAUCAGUUUUCUGUCAUGCUUAAUGCCUGCGGGGACAGCUGGGCAGCUGAGCAGCUCAUGGAGAAGAUGCACGAAUCAAACAUCCACCCGAGCGAAGUGACCUACCAAAAGCUCUACAAGAUAUACCUGAGAGAUGCAAGAGUGGACGAGGCUGAGAAAGUUCUUGACGAAUUGAGGAACCUUAUGGAGAGUGGAGGAGUUCAAGGCUUACCAGAAGACUACACCAAUCGAGUACUGACGGACAUGCUGUUGGAAAUGGUCAAGGAAGGAAAUGAUGCCGAGCGUCGAGCGUGGGAGUUAUUCAACCGACUUCGCAAGAUUCAGAAAGUGAAUAUAAUUCACUACAAUGUCAUGCUCAACACCUGCAAGUCAACAGAAGAUGCGAUGCAGCUUGUACGAGAAGCUCGUGAUGAAGGAAUUUUUCCAAGCGAACGGACCUGCAUGAAGUUGGCAAAGCUCUACAUCAAGGAAGGAAACAUGCCCUCUCAUCCAAGCCAACUGGACGCGGUUGUGAACGGCCUGAAGAAGACGAGUCUGUUCGAUGGUAUGGCACCAACGAGUGAAGACUGCAUCUUGCAGCCAUCCAUGAAUCAGCAGUUUGACUUCAGUGAUCAUGGCUGGGCGGAAGGAAGCGACGGUCGGAGGCAGAAUGUGUUCAUGGGAGAGCACGAGCUUGCGAUGAUGUUCGAGAAGAUCCUCCUAGGGCAGACGCCCGCUGGCACCAAGAAUCUCCAGCAGGCUGAUCGUGACAAUUGA
Guillardia theta CCMP2712 is the source of this 1194-nucleotide messenger RNA. RefSeq lists its product as hypothetical. Bases 1 to 1194 code for a protein of 397 amino acids. The record is from RefSeq and is a predicted model, not a curated record. The transcript is spliced from 5 exons. Gene Ontology annotation, molecular function: protein binding. NCBI's taxonomy places the organism in Eukaryota, Cryptophyceae, Pyrenomonadales, Geminigeraceae.